CUCCCAUACUCUUGAAGAUACAUCACACAUGUCUGACAUGUACUCACAUCACUUUAUAUAAGGGUAAACUUAAUGUUUUUUUGUUUUGGAAUGGGUGUGUUGUGUGUGUGUAUGUGCACGCACACACACACAUAUAUGUGUAUUUUCUUCCUUUCUUGGUUUUACCUGACAUUGUUUAGGCUAUAGCAGUUGUAUUGGAGCACUUUUUUCAGUAAUGAUCUAGUGAUAGUCAGGUCCUUUUAUUUAGAUUAUAUUUUGAGUUCUGAAUAUUACAAUGCCACAUUAUUACCUAUUUGUACAAACUGUUAAACUCUUCAUAUAAUUUCUCUUUUACCUUUUUGGUUAUUUUCUUAAUCUAUCAUUUUGAAGUAUUAAAAAAUCUUAGAAUAUUCCAGAAUAAUUAUAGCACAUUGUCUUUUUUUUUCCAUUGGAGUUUAUUGAUUGCUCAGAUAAGCCAAUAAAAACCAGUAGUGAGAAGCGAUGGAAGUAAAAGGAUUAUACAAUAACAAGAGAAAAAACAACCCAACUAGGAAUGAUCUGGUAAUACAGAAACCCAGAUAUAAGGAAGACAAAGGUCCCUCGUAAAUGAUGAGCUGAAAUGCCUUCCCUAGAUACACAGUUCUGCCAGGGUAAGCAGCUUGUUCUGAUGGAGGAAGAGAUGGCUAAACUUGAACACCUCAAUUUGUAGAAAUCCUUGUGAUAAAUCAGAGACUGAACAAACGGGUUAAAUAAGGUGGGAAUUUUAGGGUUCAUAUCUAUCUAGUGCUAUGCACCAUGUAGGUGCAGUAAAUUAUAAUUGUUUCCUGAAUUUAAUGUAAAAAAAUUUGGUAAGAUUUUAGUUUUGGCAGUUAGGCUGUAGGUUUUUUCCUAGGUAAAUUGUUAUUACAAUGUGUAAGUUAAGCAGGUAUUUUACUGUUAGAUUUUAGUCUUCAACCCUUGAUUUUUUAAAACUUAUCAAAAUAAUACAUGUUUAUUCUAAUAAAUGAUACAGAUAUAUGUAAAUUUUAAAAUUAUAGUUCCCUUUUCUUCUCACCUAUCCCCCAACUGUUUAGUGUAUAUCCUUUCAUACCUUUUGAUCUGUUAGAUGUCUUUGUGUAUCAUUUGGCCUUAUUUAUGGAAUAUUUCAUACCACAAUUUAAAAUUUUUCAUGUCACCAGAUCUUUCUUUUUUUCCUCUUUUGUCAUGCGGAUUUCUUGCUUUCCAUUCUUCUUACAACUGUUGUGGUAGAUACUUAUUUUCCUUUUUAUGGAGAAAAUAUGAAAGUUAUGAAAUGAAAAUAUAUAGAGAACCUUGAAACAUUUGACCUUAUUUUUUCUUAUACUCUGCAUCUGUGAAUUAUUUUAUUAAGAUUUAAGGCUUUUGUGUGUUUUAUGUCUCCUUAACAUGUUGACACAUCAAGAAUUAGUCAGCUGUGUGGGCUGGACUACUGCUGAAGAACUGUAUUCAUGUAGUGAUGACCACCAGAUAGUGAAGUGGAACUUGUUAACAAGUGAAACAAGUCAGAUAGUAAAGCUUCCUGAUGAUAUUUACCCAAUAGAUCUUCACUGGUUUCCAAAAAGUUUAGGCAUAAAGAAGCAAACUCAAGCAGAAAGCUUUGUCCUUACAAGUUCUGAUGGUAAAUUUCAUCUGAUUUCUAAGUUAGGAAGAGUGGAAAAAAGUGUAGAAGCUCACUGUGGAGCAGUUCUUGCAGGAAGAUGGAAUUAUGAAGGAACAGCAUUAGUUACAGCUGGAGAAGAUGGACAAAUAAAAAUCUGGUCAAAGACUGGGAUGCUAAGAUCAACUUUAGCUCAGCAAGGAACACCAGUAUAUUCAGUAGUGUGGGGCCCUGAUUCAGAAAAGGUUCUUUACACAGCAGGCAAGCAGCUGAUCAUUAAACCUCUUCAACCAAAUGCUAAAGUUUUACAGUGGAAAGCUCAUGAUGGCAUUAUUUUAAAAGUAGAUUGGAACUCUGUCAAUGAUCUAAUUUUAUCUGCUGGUGAGGAUUGUAAAUAUAAGGUAUGGGAUAGUUAUGGCCGUCCUCUGUACAAUUCACAACCUCAUGAGCAUCCUAUUACCUCAGUUGCCUGGGCUCCAGAUGGAGAAUUAUUUGCUGUUGGAUCAUUUCAUACUUUACGCUUGUGUGAUAAAACUGGGUGGUCGUAUGCUUUGGAAAAGCCCAACACCGGCAGUAUAUUUAACAUCGCGUGGUCAAUUGAUGGCACUCAGAUCGCUGGAGCCUGUGGAAAUGGGCAUGUUGUUUUUGCACAUGUGGUGGAGCAGCGUUGGGAGUGGAAAAAUUUUCAAGUAACGUUAACUAAACGAAGGACCAUGCAGGUUCGUAACGUUCUUAAUGAUGCAGUGGAUUUACUGGAAUUCCGUGAUAGAGUGAUUAAAGCAUCUUUGAACUAUGCACACUUAGUUGUUUCAACAUCUCUUCAAUGUUAUGUGUUCUCUACGAAGAACUGGAAUACACCUCUUAUAUUUGAUCUAAAAGAAGGAACUGUUAGUUUAAUUCUGCAGGCAGAAAGACAUUUUCUUCUUGUAGAUGGUGGUGGUAUCUAUUUAUAUUCUUAUGAAGGCCGGUUCAUUUCUUCUCCAAAAUUUCCUGGAAUGAGAACAGAUAUUCUGAAUGCACAGACUGUAUCUCUGAGUAAUGAUACCAUAGCAAUAAAAGACAAAGCUGAUGAAAAAAUAAUCUUCCUUUUUGAGGCAUCAACUGGAAAACCAUUAGGUGACGGGAAGCUUCUUUCUCAUAAGAAUGAAAUUUUGGAAAUUGCUCUGGAUCAAAAAGGACUUACCAAUGACAGAAAAAUUGCCUUCAUUGAUAAAAAUAGAGAUCUCUAUAUCACCUCAGUGAAACGAUUUGGGAAGGAAGAACAAAUUAUCAAACUUGGAACAAUGGUGCAUACUUUGGCAUGGAGUGAUACAUGCAAUAUCCUUUGUGGACUUCAGGAUACUCGAUUUACAGUGUGGUACUACCCCAAUACAGUUUAUGUCGACAGAGACAUUUUGCCUAAAACAUUAUAUGAAAGGGAUGCAAGCGAAUUUAGUAAAAAUCCCCAUAUUGUGAGUUUUGUUGGAAAUCAGGUAACUAUAAGAAGAGCUGAUGGCUCACUGAUUCACAUCAGCAUAUCACCAUAUCCUGGUAUUCUCCAUGAAUAUGUAAGCAGUUCAAAAUGGGAAGAUGGUGUAAGACUUUGUCGUUUUGUUAAGGAGCAAACCAUGUGGGCUUGCCUAGCUGCUAUGGCAGUUGCUAAUAGAGAUAUGACUACCGCAGAAAUAGCCUAUGCAGCAAUUGGUGAAAUUGAUAAGGUUCAGUACAUCAAUUCUAUAAAAGAUCUUCCAUCUAAAGAAUCAAAAAUGGCUCACAUACUAAUGUUUAGUGGGAACAUACAGGAGGCUGAAAUGGUACUUCUUCAGGCUGGCCUUAUUUAUCAAGCGAUCCAGAUCAAUAUUAAUCUCUAUAACUGGGAAAGGGCACUUGAAUUGGCUGUAAAAUAUAAAACACACGUUGAUACAGUUCUUGCUUACCGGCAAAAGUUUUUGGAGACAUUUGGUAAACAGGAAACUAAUAAACGGUAUUUGCAGUAUGCAGAAGGUCUCCAAAUAGAUUGGGAGAAAAUCAAAGCCAAAAUUGAGAUGGAAAUUACCAAAGAACGAGAGCAAUCAUCAAGCAGCCAGUCCAGCAAGCAUAUAGGUCUAAAGCACUAAAUUCCUUGCUUACCAUUAAGAAAUUUUACCUUUUGAAACAUUCUGAUUAACCAAGGAUAAUUGUAUUUUUAUUGCUAAAGAAAAAGGCAGAAUCUUUAAGUAUAAGUACUUGCUGUGUAUUUACCACUAAAAAUACAUUCAGAAAGACUAAGCACAAAAUAAUUGAUGCAGUUUCAUCUUUUAUAUAGUUUAGUCCAAUAAUUAGCAAAAUAUUCUCAUAUACUUAUGAUACACCUAUGUAGUAUUGCUUACAUUCCAGUUUUUUGUCCAUUAUUUUAUCCCUGAAUCAUCAGCAUGAACAAAUAUUAAUGCUCAUAAUAAACCAUUGGACCCUUUAAAAUGUAUGAUAGCAUUAAUUUUUAUUUCACCACUAAAUCAUAAGAUGUUCCAAAAGUUUACUUAUACAACAAAAAUACAUGAGGAUGGACUUAUGAAAAUGUAUAACAGUACGUACAUUUGUACAUCAGUAUUCAUAGGAUUAUUAACAGUAGCAAAAAGGACAAAAAAAAGAUGCCUAUCAACAGAUGAACGGAUAAACAAAAUAUGGUAUAUACAUACAGUGGAAUAUUAUUCAGCCUUUAAAAGGAAGGGAAUUUUGAUGCAUGCUACAACACGGAUGAACCUUGAAAAUAAUGCUAACUGAAAUAACCCAGACUACUGAAUGAUCCCACUUAUAUGAGGUACCUAAAAUAAGGAAGUUCGUUGAGACAGAAAGGAGAAUAGUGGUUGCCAGGGAUUGGAGGGAGGUGGAUAUGGGGCAUUCUUGUUUAAUGAGUACAGAAUUCCUGUUUGGGAUGAAUGAGUUCUGGAAAUGGACAGUGGCGAUUAUCGCACAGCAUUGUGAAUAUACUUAAUGCCACCGAAUGGUACAGUUAAAAAUGGUUAAAAUGGUAAGUUAUAUAUAUAUCUGCACCAUAAUUUUAGAAAUAUAUCUAGAAUGGACAAGAAAUAUUUUUCUCAUUACUCUCCUGACUUGAGAAUGUUCACGCACUAGGGUCCUGGAGUCUGAAUUUGUGAAAAUCUCCUUAAAUGAUAAACCUGUUUGACUACUUUCAGUAUGUCCUAAAAUAUUGCCACAGAAGCUUUUGAACAUUAACCCAAAUACUCCUUAGAAAGUCCUCCAUAAUGUAAAUUUUGGAGAGGCAUAUUAUAGAGUGGGUAUAUGCAUAUUCACUGGAAAAUGAUUACCUCUCUCAUUUUCAUUUUAAUUAAUGUAUAUUUAUUUUAUGAAAAUGUUCUUGUCUUUUCAACAUAUUUCUUUUCUUUUCUGGAAUGUUGAAAUAUUCUGCUUCUUCAGAUGCUGGGUACAAGAGUGAGUUUAGUUUGUGAAAUAUGAUUGAGCAGUUUACUUAUAAGUUGUACUUAUUAAUGUUUUCUAUAUAAUGUUAUAUUUCAAUAAACAGUUUAAAAA
Molecule: messenger RNA, 5101 nt
Organism: Panthera uncia (snow leopard)
Lineage: Eukaryota; Metazoa; Chordata; Mammalia; Carnivora; Felidae
Gene: IFT80
Product: intraflagellar transport 80
Exons: 18
Coding region: 1384-3690 (768 amino acids)
Biological process (GO): cilium assembly
Cellular component (GO): cilium; intraciliary transport particle B; centrosome
Molecular function (GO): protein binding
Source: RefSeq, a predicted model, not a curated record